GUAUCGCGCCGGCUGCGCAAGAGCAGCCUGUAUGGUAGAUUUUCCAAUAAUGAACAACCCGUGGUAACUGUCAGUCCGCUCGUGGUGCAUUUCGUUGACUCUUGCCUGCGCACAGUGUGUCCCGGCGUGUGUUAAAAUGUGCUGUACGAUUAAUUAAAUAUCUCACCGAACGCGGAUUACUCGAAGAACGACGAGGGUCCUGCUGCGGUAACAGGAACGCUGCUCGGGGCUGGAGAUGCGAUUAUAUAGGGUGGCGCGGAAUCAAUAAACACGCGAUGGAGAGAAGAAAGUGAUCCAAAAGAAAAAUCGAAACGGAAGCGCCAUCGCUCGACCUCGGGGGGGUUCACGAGAUGGAGACUUUUCUCGGCGCGCGCGUCAGUCUAGAAGCCCGCGCGUAGAAUCAGGAUCGUGAACCGGGGGAAACACACCGCCGUCGUGCUACCGAUCCAAGAUGGGCAAGUGUUGCAGCAAGCGGCAAGAGCCACAGCCUCUCGGUACCAAGAAAGCAGACACCUGGCUGAGCUCGAAACACAGCAAUGGAGGCUCCUUGGACCGAUACACCGCGGAUCCGAAUCAGAGGGGGGUCCAGGCGAGGGCGGAUAUCAUACGACCGAGGCCGACACCUUGUAAGCCACUGAUACCGCAUCAGCCCCGUAAACCAAUCUCGCCUGUCGUUAUGCCUGCAUCGCAUUCACAAAGGUCGAACAGGAUCGUGGUGGCUAUGUACCAUUACACUGCUCGCGAGAGCGCCGACGUCAGUUUCGUGAAGGGCGACCGGAUGGAGGUGUUGGACGACUCGGAGCCCGGCUGGUGGAAAGUUUUGCACUUGACAACUUUACAAGAGGGCCUGAUUCCUUGCAACUUCGUCGCCGUCGAGCGUUCUGUGGAGAGCGAAGAUUGGUUCUUCGAGAACGUCUCGCGUAAGGAGGCCGGCAAGUUGCUUCUCGUGGACGAGAACCCGCGAGGAACGUUCCUGGUGAGACCCAGCGAGCACAAUCCCAGGGGCUACAGUCUGUCCGUGAAGGACUGGGAAGAGGGAAGGGGCCAUCACGUGAAACACUAUAAAAUUAAACCACUGGACAAUGGGGGUUUCUUCAUCGCCACCAACCAGACCUUCCCCACCCUGCCGGCUCUUGUCAUGGCGUACAGCAAGAACGCCUUGGGUAUCUGCCACGUGCUUGCGAAACCAUGCCCGAAACCUCAGCCGGACAUGUGGGACCUCGGGCCCGAGCUACGGGACAAAUGGGAGAUCAACCGGAACGAGAUACAACUGAUCCGGAAACUUGGCCACGGUAACUUCGGGGAGGUCUACUACGGCAAAUGGAGGAACAAAAUCGAAGUGGCUGUGAAAACGUUGCGACCCGGGACCAUGUCCACCGAGGCGUUCCUUCAGGAGGCUGCGAUUAUGAAACAGUUCCGGCACCGACAUCUGGUGGCGUUGUACGCUAUCUGCUCGAAGGAGGAACCGAUCUAUAUCGUGCAGGAGUACAUGUGCAACGGUAGCCUGUUGGAUUUCCUGAGGACCGGUGAUGGCAAGUACAUGCAGUUCGAGGAUCUAAUCUAUAUAGCGGCGCAAGUAGCCUCAGGCAUGGAACACCUCGAGGGCAAACAAUUGAUACACAGAGAUCUAGCUGCUAGGAACGUGCUCAUAGGGGAGAAGAAUAAGGCGAAGAUCUGCGACUUUGGUCUAGCCAGAGCGAUCGAGGACGACGAGUACUGCCCCAAGCAGGGAAGCCGAUUCCCUGUCAGGUGGACAGCACCAGAAGCCAUCGUCUAUGGUAGAUUCAGCAUCAAGAGCGACGUUUGGUCCUACGGUAUCUUGCUGAUGGAGCUCUUCACUUAUGGCCAAGUUCCUUAUCCUGGUAUGCAAGGCCGCGAGGUUAUAGAGGAGAUAAACAAGGGCUACCGUAUGCCGAAACCAUUGAAUCAUCCGCUGCCGGACAGCAUUUAUCGAUUGAUGCUGCAAUGCUGGGACGCCAGCCCCGAGAAGCGGCCCACGUUCGAGUUCCUGAAUCACUAUUUCGAGUCAUUUAACGUCACUAGCGAAAUACCGUAUCUCGAGCCGCCAACGGACUGAUACACAGCUCACAUGCCGAGUCACCUGAUGCCGCACGGUCAUUUCCAUCCAGCGCACGUCA
Molecule: messenger RNA, 2138 nt
Organism: Dufourea novaeangliae
Lineage: Eukaryota; Metazoa; Arthropoda; Insecta; Hymenoptera; Halictidae
Gene: Src64B
Product: tyrosine-protein kinase Src64B
Exons: 8
Coding region: 452-2077 (541 amino acids)
Biological process (GO): cell surface receptor protein tyrosine kinase signaling pathway; protein phosphorylation; innate immune response
Cellular component (GO): extrinsic component of cytoplasmic side of plasma membrane
Molecular function (GO): signaling receptor binding; non-membrane spanning protein tyrosine kinase activity; ATP binding
Source: RefSeq, a predicted model, not a curated record